Branchiostoma belcheri (Belcher's lancelet) is the source of this 1483-nucleotide messenger RNA. RefSeq names its product transmembrane protein 169-like. The record is from RefSeq and is a predicted model, not a curated record. The transcript has 3 exons. Bases 211 to 1155 code for a protein of 314 amino acids. Lineage: Eukaryota; Metazoa; Chordata; Leptocardii; Amphioxiformes; Branchiostomatidae.
AGAGGUCAGCCGGGGAGACGAGCGGCGGCAGCUGUCGUGGUUUGUGGGUUCGAAGCGAGAUUUUUUGGGGCGAUUUUUGCGGAAAAGGAGCAACUUUCGGACAUUCUGCCGUCAUUUCUAGUUUCAUGGAAUCCUGCAGGGAAUUAGAAACAGAUAAUGUAGACUGGUGACAAGCCAAUCCUUUUUGUCGUUGUGCCAAAAACGUCCAAGAUGCCAAAAGCUACCCAGAAAACCAGGCACGCUGAUCGCUCUCCGACGACCGAGAGCGAAUCGCUCAGCGGCACGAGCAGUUUCAGUGUCAGCCAUCCCAAGAACAAGAGCACGGAAAGCGUCGAAAUGAAGCAGGAAAGACUCCCUCGGCCAACCAACUUCCACAACUGCAGUCUUCACGACGGUCGGGACAUGGAUCCGCAAGCGGGAAGUUCUGGCACGCUACCUACGAUAAGCGGCGUACUUAACCUCAACGAGCAACCAAUCGCACCGGCCAAUCACAGCCAAACGCUGAGGCUCACGAACCAAUCACCUGUCACCGAUUUGAACCAGAUCCAUUCAAACUACCGGACUGUCACACUCACGGGAACGAUCACGCGCGGGAAGAAACGUGGCCAAAUGGUCGACAUCCAGCUCGAUCUGACGGAUAAAGAAAUAGCAGAGCUGAGCACGAUAAGUGAAGAAAAAGAGGAGGAAGAAAACACACCAAAAGACGAUUGCAUCUGGGGGAUCAACAAAGGCAUCCACAUCUUCAUCUGGAGCGUGCUGUGCUUUCCUGUCGUGUUUGUGAUCGCUUUUUUCGUCGCGUUCUACUAUGGGACAAUCACGUGGUACAACAUCUUCCUUCACUACAACGAGGAGAGGACUUUUCUCCACAAGGUCAGCAUUUGUCCGUUACUGAUUCUGUUCUACCCCAUUUUGAUUGUGGUCGUAUCUCUCGGGCUGGGAGGAUACUCUGCGUUUGUGCAGUUGUCCUGGUACUGCGACAGUUGGCGAGAGGAUGUGGGUGACUUUGAGAAAGGCUUCUUCGGCUGGAUGUGUAGCAAGUUGCGACUGGACAGUUGUUCGCCGUACGACGUUGUUGAACUCACGACUCCCGAAGCGGAAACCUUAGCACAACAAGACCCAGCAAGCCCGCCGCCACACUCUGAGUCUACUGUGUAGAUAUCUUCUCCUUAAAUAAUUUCAUCAGGUUGGUAGGACAUAGGAUAUUGGGGUUUUCUUUUACACAUGUACAGUCAGUGCUUCUCUCACCUGCUUAUUACGUUUCAGUGUCUAUCAGACAUCUUCAUCAGUAGUCUUGUACUGACUGGAGUACUCAGCUUCUUGCCACUACAAAUGUAUGUAACCAAUGUAUAGGGAAUACAAACUUUUGGGAUUGUGUUGUCGCCACAAAAGCGACACCUACUUCGGCUACAUAUAGCGGCGAGAAGCAGAACUCCAGUCAGAAGCUCUGAGGAAGGUGUCUGAUAGACACCAAAACAUAAGCAGG